Messenger RNA from Striga asiatica, 306 nucleotides. NCBI's taxonomy places the organism in Eukaryota, Viridiplantae, Streptophyta, Magnoliopsida, Lamiales, Orobanchaceae. The record is from the annotation of a GenBank genome assembly.
AUGUCGAAUUCCAAAAACCAACGAGAGGUUCCCCACUCUUCUUUGAUCCGUCUUAGGACGGAGUGGCAGCCUCGACCCGAGCGGAAGUGCGAUGUGUCUGGAAACUCGGGAUCAACUCCUGUGAGCGGUCUAAACUUCGAUUCUUAUUUCUUUCUUCAUAUUUACAAGGGGAGCAAAGCCCGUUUUUUGCUCCCUCUAUUGAUAGAUCAAGGGCCUCCUGCCGUCGUUUCAGUGACUCAUAGGGGUUCCCUCAGCUCAGUCUUUUUGGUUCUUGAGAAUGGUCGCCACCUCCCAGGACCGGAAUGA